Cherax quadricarinatus is the source of this 2595-nucleotide messenger RNA. The record is from RefSeq and is a predicted model, not a curated record. NCBI's taxonomy places the organism in Eukaryota, Metazoa, Arthropoda, Malacostraca, Decapoda, Parastacidae.
AUGUGUGCCUUUAAUGACCCUUCCACUCCCCAUGUGCCCUUGGAAAAAUUGUAUGAAAGAGAUGGAGCAAUUCAGCGAAAAUCCUGCUCGGAUCCAGUUCCCACCUGCAGUCAACCCUGUCAGCGCCUUCUUAAAUGUGGAGUGCCAGGGUCAUACCAUGAGUGCCAGGCACUGUGCCAUGAGGGGCCAUGUCCGCCAUGUCCUCUUGAAACUCCUGUUAAAUGCCGUUGUGGUGCUAUGGAUUGCAACAUUCUCUGCUCCGAGUUGACAACUAAAGCUGAUGAAGUUACUUGUAAGAAGCCUUGUAAAAAGUUGUUUAAUAUAUUUGUAGAUGGGGUUUUAAAAGAAGUGAAUGGUAGUGUGUUGGGAAUGAGUGAGGAAUUAAAAGAUGUCAGAUCUCAUACAAAGUGGGAGUCAUCUCAGUUACUCUUUGCUGAUGGCAGUUUUUGGGGGGAUUCUGAAAAUAAUUUGCAAUUGUUGGUGGAUGAAUUUGGAAAAGUACAAAAUGGAGAACAUUUGAUUUCAGAUUCUGGUUGGAGAUGCCCUGCAUGUCAAAGCUCCACCCCAAAGGUUCCAAAUGCAUACAGAUGCUUCUGUGCAAAAGUUAGAGAACCUGAGUGGAAUCGGCGUGACAUAGCCCAUUCUUGUGGAGAGAUAUGUGGACGAAGUCGUAAGAUUGAGUGGUGUAAACAUAAGUGUAAUAUUCUUUGCCAUCCAGGACCAUGUCCACCCUGUACAGCCUUUAUCAAAAAACAACAGUUUGACAACAGAUGCUUUUGUGGAAAAAAUAGCCGUGAAGUAGUGUGCACUCAAGAGACAUUCGACAUAAGCAUCUACGAAUGUGAGGACAAGUGCUUACGCACUUUAGAAUGUAAUAAUCACCAGUGUAAAGCCAAGUGUCACCCUGGAAGCUGCAAACCUUGUGAGAGAGCAGUACAUACCAUCACACGCUGUCCCUGUGGUAAAGUUCCCUUGGAAAAAUUGUAUGAAAGAGAUGGAGCAAUUCAGCGAAAAUCCUGCUCGGAUCCAGUUCCCACCUGCAGUCAACCCUGUCAGCGCCUUCUUAAAUGUGGAGUGCCAGGGUCAUACCAUGAGUGCCAGGCACUGUGCCAUGAGGGGCCAUGUCCGCCAUGUCCUCUUGAAACUCCUGUUAAAUGCCGUUGUGGUGCUAUGGAUUGCAACAUUCUCUGCUCCGAGUUGACAACUAAAGCUGAUGAAGUUACUUGUAAGAAGCCUUGUAAAAAGAUGCGUCACUGUAGCAGACACAAAUGCAGCACCAAAUGCUGUAUAGAUGUGGACCACAUUUGUACGUUGGUGUGUGGGAGAAUGUUGACAUGUGGCUUACAUAAAUGCGAAGAGCCAUGUCACCGUGGAAACUGUCCAAGAUGCUGGCAGACGAGCUUUGAAGAACUAACGUGCCAUUGUGGUGCAUCAGUGUUGUACCCACCUGUGCCUUGUGGAACCAAACCCCCAGUCUGUGACAAUCCAUGUCGACGACCUCAUAGUUGUCCUCAUGAAGCUACCCACCUCUGUCACCCUGAUGAACCCUGUCCACCUUGUACGAUGCUUGUUGAUAAGCCUUGUUUUGGUAAUCAUAAGAUAAUGCUUCGAACCCUUUGCUACUUGACUGCUGUGUCAUGUGGAGGAGUGUGUGGACGUCCAUUACCUUGUGGUUUACACAAAUGUCAGCGUGUUUGCCAUGAACUGCCUUGUGUACCAGAAGGAACUUUAUGCACGCAAAAGUGCUUAAAACCUCGGGAAUCAUGUGGUCAUCCCUGUGCUAACCCAUGCCAUACUGGGCUCUGUCCAGACACAUCCUGCAAGGAGAUGGUAAUGAUUCUUUGUGAAUGUGGACAUCGAAAAAGGGGCCCCCUCUGCAGUGCCAGGGAAAAAGACCGGGAAUAUUUGCACCUGUCCAAACAAAAGAGUUGCAUUCAUUCGUUUGCUCCAAUGAACCGAGAAAAACGGCAGUUUGUUCACGAAUAUUGUGAACAUUUUGGUUGCCAGAGUCAGUCAUAUGAUGAGGAACCCAAGAAGAAUGUUGUUGCCACAGCUGUACGAGGCAUGUGUUAUCUGCCACCCGUAAGUGUACUGACUGUGACUCAGCGUGAACAAGGACAAAGGAAGGUGCCGGCUCCAGUCUGGACCCGUAAAUCUCCCAUGAAGUAAGUUGUGAGAAAGUUAACGUGUACAAUAUGUGAGUAUAGGAGGGGAUGAUGUACGUGUACAGUAAAACACUCAUAAUGCACAGAAUUGAUUUCUGGAAAUCAGCAACUUAUGAAAAAAUAACAUUAUGUAACUCUAUCUAAAAUUCUAGGAACCCUAUCUGAAAUUCUAGGAACUAAAAAGAUAUCCAAAAACAAAACAAUCAAAUUAACAAAAUCGGAUGAACCCCUACCCCCACCAACUGAAACGGCAAACAGACUCGAUGUUUUUUUUUCUUGACCAUAAAAAGAAUCUAGCAAGCAAAAUCCCAAGCUCAAACACCUGUCCAUCAGACUACCUCAUGGGCACCUACCCGAAUACACUAUUCCUAGCCCCAACCAACCCAACAGAAGUUUUGCUCAUCAUCAACGCCCUUAAAAACAAGGCAGG